AAACAUGGAUUAUUCUAAGCCUACAGAUGAUGGUGAGAAACAUCCAGCAGCGCCACCUCCUGUAGGCCCUCAUGACGUGCACCCUGUACCGCCGACCAACCUGAAUGUUCAGGGCGCCGGCCCUCCCGCCCGGUGGACCACCGGCCUUUUCGACUGUUUUGAAGAUGUCCCCAAUAGUAUCAUAACAUGUUUCUGCCCCUGCAUAACAUUUGGACAGGUUGCGGAGGUUGUUGAUAGAGGCUCAGUUUCAUGCGGAGCGAGUGGUGCAUUGUACACGCUGAUAGCAGUGGUGACGGGAUGGCCGUGCCUGUACUCAUGCUUCUACCGCACAAAGAUGAGGCGCCAGUACGGGCUUCCUGAAAUCCCGUGCCCCGAUAUCCUCAUCCACUGCUGCUGCGAGCCCUGCGCUCUUGCUCAAGAGUACCGCGAGCUCAAAAACCGUGGAUUCGACAUGAAUCUCGGAUGGGACGGCAAUGCUAAUAAGCAGAACCAAGGUAUCACAACGGCCCCGGUUGUUGAAGGAGGGAUGAACAGAUGAGUUGUGCAUACAUAUACUUAUACAUAUAAUCCGUUCAUUUAAUUAAAUAAUUACCCACCACAUUAGGCUCUUUUUGGUCUUGCCAAGGUAGGUUGUAUUUUUGUGGAAAACGUAACUUCUUUUUUCUCAUUCUUUCUUGAAUUUAUCGAUGUACAAAACGAAUCCAUGAAAAUAAAUUCAUUCGAUUUGUAUUGUUGAUCUA
Molecule: messenger RNA, 740 nt
Organism: Salvia splendens (bonfire salvia)
Lineage: Eukaryota; Viridiplantae; Streptophyta; Magnoliopsida; Lamiales; Lamiaceae
Product: protein PLANT CADMIUM RESISTANCE 2-like
Exons: 4
Coding region: 5-538 (177 amino acids)
Source: RefSeq, a predicted model, not a curated record